Messenger RNA from Penicillium antarcticum, 1638 nucleotides. RefSeq names its product MDR family MFS transporter. Lineage: Eukaryota; Fungi; Ascomycota; Eurotiomycetes; Eurotiales; Aspergillaceae. The transcript is spliced from 4 exons. The coding region runs from base 1 to 1638 and encodes 545 amino acids. Gene Ontology annotation, molecular function: transmembrane transporter activity. Gene Ontology annotation, biological process: transmembrane transport. The record is from RefSeq and is a predicted model, not a curated record.
AUGGCAGACAGUCCAAGCUUGAGAGACUGUCGGGAUGAAGUCUGUUCAAAUCGAGAUGAUAUCCCGUUGAAAGAGACCGGGAGUGACCACAGCAUCGACGAUGAGAAGCAGGAAUAUCCACCGACUUUGAAACUUGCUCCAAUUCUCAUAGGACUGUGUUUCCAGUCUUUCUGCAUUGCCCUGGACAACACAAUCCUCUCCACCGCGGUACCCAAAAUCACCGAACAGUUCAAUUCAAUAAGUGACCUUUCUUGGUAUGCCAGCGCUUACCUCGUGACGACAUGCGCUGUCACCCUCCCGUUCGGCAAGAUAUACACGUACUAUUCUACGAAAUGGACAUAUAUGAUCGCCCUGGCCUUGUUUGAGAUUGGGUCCUUGGUGUGCGCAGUGACUCCGACUUCGAAAGGCCUGAUUUUGGGGAGGGCAAUUGCUGGUAUUGGGUCGGGGGGGCUAUCUCCGGGUGCUUUGCUGGUACUUGCAAACAGUGUACCUCUUCACCGUCGUGCACUUUAUUAUGGAAUCAUCGGGAGCACCAGUGGAAUUGCGACCAUUACAGGGCCGUUACUAGGUGGAGUAUUGACCGACCAUGUCAGCUGGAGAUGGUGUUUUUGGAUAAACAUACCAUUCGGUGCUCUCACUGGACUGGUGAUAGUUCUCUGCUUCAAAGAUUCGAUGAAAAUGAAGCCCAGGCUCGACACACUUGGACAGCUGAAAAGAAUGGAUCCGCUUGGUAUUCUGGCCUUCAUCCCGGCAAUAGUCUCAAUACUAUUGGGCUUGCAAUGGGGUGGAACGAAGUAUGAUUGGCAUAAUGCAAGAAUAAUUGCACUUUUUGUCCUAUUCGGGGUCUUCGGUUCUCUGUGGUGCUUCAUCCAGGUUUGGAAACAGGAUGAAGCUACGGUGCCACCUCGUCUACUCAAGAAUCGAAAUGUGCUUGGUGCAGUGAUACAUGCCACUUUCCUUGGAGGGUCCUUUUUUGUGUUUGGAUACUAUCUUCCCAUUUGGUUCCAAGCAAUCAAAGAAGAUUCCGCAUCAGAGUCCGGAAUCAACAAUCUUCCAAUGGUCGUGGCUAUGAUUGUUUGUUCUGCCCUAGGGGGUCUCCUCGUGAAUAUUGUUGGGUACUAUACGCCCUUGAUGUUCGUAGGAAGUGUGUUUCUCACGAUCGGCUCUGGCCUGUGUACGACCUUUGGGAUUCAUACCGGCCAUGCGAAAUGGAUUGGAUACCAAGUCAUCAUUGGAGUCGGUGCAGGGCUCGGCUUCCAACAGUGCAUCAAUGCUCUCCAGACCGUGCUGUCCUUGGAUGAUAUACCAAUCGGAAUUGCCAUCAUUACUUUUGCACAGAGUCUGAGCGGUGCGAUAUUCAUCUCAAUUGCUCAGACUGUAUUUGAGAACCGUCUUAUGGCAAGCAUUUCCAUAUAUGCCCCGAAGCUUAACCCAAGUGCGGUGAUAGAGGGCGGUGCAGCCAACUUGUCGCAACGUCUAUCCAAAGAGGCUCUCCCAUCCGUGCUCUAUGCGUACAACAUUGCUGUCACGCAGACAUUCUACGUGUCUGUUGCUGCCGCAUUACUUUCUUUUAUCGGCGCAGGGCUUGUGCAGUGGAAGUCAAUGAAGAAAACCCACAGACAACACCCCGAAGAUUGA